GAAUAAUAGGAAAUAAUUAAACAUACCAUAAAUAAAUGAAACAUGGAUUCCUCAUCAUCAUUGAAAAUAACGCAAGAAUCUAAAAUUGAAGCAGAAUUGAAAGUAGAAAACUUAGAUUUUAUUAACAGAUUGCGUGAUAAGAAUGUUCCUGAGCCCAUGAUCGUUUCUUUUGAGCAUAAUAUGAAGUGUACCAAAGAAGAAGUUCCAGAAUUUGAGUCUGACAUUCAAAAUGGUUGUGAAAGUUCAAAACAAAUUAAACUCGACGAGUCUCCACAAAUUAAUACAAAUCAAGUAACCACAAGAACCAAGCUUCACAAGUCACAAUCCCUGGAUUUAAAUAAUGAACAUAAACCAAUUUGCAAUAAUGUAAAAGUGGAAAACUUUAAUUUAACUGAAAUUUCAAAUUCAAUAUCAAAGAUAACUAGAAAUAUUCAUGAAGGCUUUCGUUUAAAAAAUGAAGGUAUUCAAAAGUUUCCCAGUAUCGCACCUAACGAUUUAAAAUAUCAAUCGGCUGAAAUCCGGCCUAUUUACCCAAACGUUCCAUAUAGUCCAUAUGCCAGUCCAUUUGGUAGUCCUCGAUGUAACCGCCGGCGACCUAAUUUUCGAGAAUCUCGAAGAAUCUCAUUGGAAAAAUCUGGAAGCUUUCUUCAAUUAAAUCAAUAUAAAUUAAUGGAACAAAUUGGACAGGGUUCAUAUGGUCUGGUUAAACUAGCAUACUCUGAAGAAGAUUCAACUCAUUAUGCCAUGAAAAUUCUUUCAAAAAAGCGUUUACUACGGCAAGCUGGAUUAAUGCGCAGGGGUCCUAGGAAAGCUACAUCUCCAUUGGACAGAGUCUACAGAGAAAUCGCAGUUUUAAAAAAACUUGACCAUCCUAAUGUCGUUAAAUUGGUCGAAGUAUUGGACGACCCAAUUGAGGACUCAUUAUAUAUGGUUUUUGAACUCGUAAAACUAGGCGAAGUUUUAAGGAUCCCAACCGAAAAACCAUUGUCUGAAGAAAGAUCGUGGAGUAUUCUACGGGAUACAUUACUGGGUUUGGAAUAUUUGCACUACCAAAAAAUUAUUCACGCAGACAUAAAGCCUGGAAAUUUAUUAUUAACCGAAUAUGGAAACGUCAAAAUAGCUGAUCUAGGUGUGUGCAAUGAAUUUUUUGGAGAAGAGGCAAAAAUUAGCAGUGGUACAACAGGUGGAACCCCUGCCUUUCGAGCUCCAGAAACUCUUGUGUUGGGACAGAAUGUCUACUGUGGAAAGGCAGCGGAUGUUUGGGCUUUGGGAGUAACAUUAUACUCCCUAGUUUAUGGAAACGUUCCAUUUUUUGGGGAGACUGUGCCUUUCUUAUAUGAAAAAAUAAAAAACGAUUCUGUUGUUUUUCCACAAACUGUUACAAUAAGUGAUCAGUUAAAAAACUGCUUACUAAUGAUGUUGGAAAAAGACCCCAACAAAAGAAUAACAGUUCCUCAACUUAAGGAAAAUAAUUGGGUUACUUCUGAUGGAAAAUUUCCACUGCCAACUGAAGAACAAAAUUGUUGUUUGGUUCAACUAGACGAUGAAGAUUUAAGCUUUGUCGUCAGGAGCAUUCCAAAAUUAGACACUCUCAUUUUAAUAAAAACAAUGUUGAAAAAACAUUCUUUCGGAAAUCCUUUUAUAAAAGAAGAAGAUGGAAAAUCGCCAAAAAGGUAUAGCUCGCGCUUUAAAAAAUUUUCCAAUGCUGGAAGAUCAAAUUCUGCUCCCGGAUCCUAUGAAGUAUCUAUGGACAGGCAGGCAUCAGUUGACCCGCUUCUUCCCUCUCUUACGGAACAUUCUUAGUGGUAAUGGUAAUCGAUGUACUGUGUUUGAAAUGUUAAAUUUUUUGUUAUACAUAUUUUUAAAAUAUUUAAAGGACUUUCGGCAUAGCCGGCUAAAGCUGUUGUUAGUGUAUAUAAAUAAUAAAUAAAAAAAAAUCGAAUUACCACUUUA
Drosophila bipectinata is the source of this 1953-nucleotide messenger RNA. RefSeq names its product calcium/calmodulin-dependent protein kinase kinase 1. Gene Ontology annotation, biological process: protein phosphorylation; positive regulation of protein kinase activity; intracellular signal transduction. Gene Ontology annotation, cellular component: cytoplasm. Lineage: Eukaryota; Metazoa; Arthropoda; Insecta; Diptera; Drosophilidae. The record is from RefSeq and is a predicted model, not a curated record. Gene Ontology annotation, molecular function: calmodulin binding; ATP binding; calcium/calmodulin-dependent protein kinase activity.